AUGGAAGGUUCGGUUCUGUUGCCAGUGGAGGCGGAGGCGUUUGUUCAAAGUUUGGAGAUAUUUUCCCUUCAAGACGUAGGCUCGACAAGGUGGUUCAGACAGCAUGAACAUAUUGAGAAGCUCAACAUGCAGGCUAUACUCAGUGCUUCUGCCACACUGGAUGAGUACAUCAAGGAGAUGCUGGUGUCUCAUGGGAAGAUCUCAGUUCUGGUGCACGAAAUGAUCCUGACUGAAGUGUGGAAGCAAAAAAUAUUCCCUAUUUUGUGCCAACUGCAGGACUUCACCCCCAAGAAUACAUUUCCUCUUUACAUGGUGAUCCACCAUGAAGCCACCAUCAUCAACUUGCUAGAGACCAUAAUGUAUCACAAGGACUCCUGCGAGGCCAGCGACGACUCUAUUCUCGAUUUAGUGGAUUACUGCCACCGGAAGCUCACGUUGUUGGCCGCCAACGUUGGCAAGGACGGUAACAACAUGGCACACAUCACAAACAAGGCAGCCGGUGAGGCAGUUCUGUCCUCUAAAGAGGAGUUGCAGUUUCAAGCUGCUGAGUUGGAAUUUAGCAUUUCAUUGAAGGCGCUGUCUGUAUUGCGCUACAUCACUGACCAUACUGAUAGUAUCAGUGCCAUUAACCGAAUGCUGUGCACACAUAACGUUCCUUGUUUACUGGUGCGCCUGAUCGAGUGCUGUCCGUGGAGUCGUUGCACAGCGGGUGACAAAGAGAAAUACAUCAAUGGCAAAUGGCAAAAGAUACCAGAGGAAGAUCACCUGAAGAUGACAAAACUAGAUGGGCAGGUUUGGAUUUCCCUGCACAAUCUACUUCUCAAGGAAGACUGUCAACGAAAAUAUGAUUUCAAUAGUUACAAUAAGAGUCAGCUUCUGAAGCUGCGUAGUUUCUUGACUGAAGUGUUGAUCGACCAGUUGCCCAACUUGGGGGAGCUCCAGCGGCUCCUGGCUCAUCUGGCGGUUACCGACCCUGAACCUCCAAAAAAGGAACUCGUUUUAGAGCAGAUCCCUGAAAUGUGGAACCAAAUCAUGACAGAGAAUUCCAAAAAAUGGAAAGCAAUUGCCAAGUAUCAAGUCAAAGAGACCUUCAACGCCUCUGAAAAAGAUCUGAGGCUACAGGCACAGAGGUUGGCUCAGACGUACAAUUUGGACGUGAUGGAGAGUUUGCUCCCCGAGAAGCCAAAGUGCGGCUGUUGUGGAAAAGAGGCUGCGAAAAGAUGCGGUCGGUGCCAAGGGGAGUGGUACUGUCACAGAGAAUGUCAGGUGAAACACUGGCCAAAACACAAGAAGGCAUGCCAGCUCAUGAUGGAGGCCAACAGGAAGGCCCAGGAUGAUCUGAGUAAAGACAAGAAAAAAUGGUCGGGCCAAAACUCUGAUCUAGAGUCAACUGAAAACCUGUGA
This is a messenger RNA of Nerophis lumbriciformis (worm pipefish), 1404 nucleotides long. Lineage: Eukaryota; Metazoa; Chordata; Actinopteri; Syngnathiformes; Syngnathidae. The record is from RefSeq and is a predicted model, not a curated record.